Messenger RNA from Closterium sp. NIES-65, 963 nucleotides. NCBI's taxonomy places the organism in Eukaryota, Viridiplantae, Streptophyta, Zygnematophyceae, Desmidiales, Closteriaceae. The record is from the annotation of a GenBank genome assembly.
AUGGUGGAGCAGCAAGUGAGGAAGCUGUGGGAAGGACAUCCAGAGCUGAAGGGGGAAGAAAUGGGAAAAGAAGCCGUGAGAGGACCCGAGGCGGAUGUGAGGAGCAUACCAGCAGAGGCGGCGUGUAACCAGGGGCAAGGUGACCUAUGGGUCGCUCGAUGGGAAGGUCCGGUGAGGGACCCGGCCAAGAAGCAGGAAGAAGCAGCGAGGGAGAGCAAGGAAGAGGGGGCGUGGGAGUGCCUGACAAUAGGAGAAGGACUGGAGCAUACAGUGGGAGAUGCAAUGAGUAAGAAAGAACAAAAGGCCGUGAAGACAGUAAAGGGGAUUAAGGGAGAGACAUGGGAAGAUGAGUCGAUGGAGCCAGCAACACAGCUGUCUCGCCUCCUCUCCCUCACUCUCUCUCUCGCCCCCUGGGCCGCCUCCUCUCUCCUCCGCUCCACACAAUCCCUCCUGGAGGGGGGAAGCGGCCACAGAGGGGGGGACGACUGGGAAGAGGCGGAGGAGGAGGAGCGGGAGGAGAAAGAAGUUACGGAGGAGAGAGAGGAGUACAUGCGGAGGGAGGGGUGGCAGGAGAAAGGAGCAUAUAAGAGAAGCAGAGUUGGAGCGGGAAUGUGGAGCAGUAGUAGCAACAGCAGCAGUGGUGACAGGAUGAGCAGUGAGACAUUCAACCCCUACUCCUCCUCCCCACCAUCCCCACCAGCCCCACCCUCCUCGCCCUCCGCAGCCUCUGCUCUCGCGUCCAAGCUGCUCCACCUGCUGCUCACUGAUGCACGCAUAUCCGCCGCACUGCUGGCACCACUGCAGUCGGUGCUGCUCGUGCUGCCAGGCAGGGGCUCUGUGGGGGGCUCCCAGAGUUACUGUGGUUCAGAGCAGCAGGCGGCGCUGCACCGGGGUCUGGAGCUGCUCACCCUCUGCAUUCGCCUCAAGCCCUUCUGCCAUGCAGCAGCUGCUGCUGUGAGUUGA